AUGGCCGGCUCUUGGAACGAUCUCCCCUGGGAUGUAUGGGUGAUUAUCUUCGAGAUAUUGCGAAGAACUUCGUUCAAGGUGUCGAAAGAACGAUUCGAUCCCUCGGAGCGCGCCCUGCAAAACCACACUGCAUCGGCCUACGCCACUGUCUGCCGGGCUUGGCAGUCCUUCUUCGAGAAACGGAACUUCAGAACCCUUGUUCUACACCAAUCCGACAUACCUUUGUUCGAGCACUAUGUGCAUGGUGAACGCAGGUACUGGGUGGAAUGGGUAUGGUUGCGGGUGGAGCUCCCAAAGUACAACUGCCGCAAGUGCCAUAAACAAGAGUCGCCCAAGGAGAUCAGGAGAAACAAUACUUGCUUCACCAAUGCGAUUGCUCGUCUCUUCGCCGUCCUUUCGACAUGGCCCAUAUACACGGGCUACCGGCAUCGCGGGGUAGCCCUGGACCUCAGUGUGCACUCCCCUAGCGAUGUGGAACAUUUCUGCCAGGAGUUGAAGUCUCAAAGCUAUGAUUCAGCCUGGAUCGAUUCUCCAGAGUGGCCAGAUCUCAUAAGCUGGCGAGAGGUGUCUAUCUACGACGAGAAGCAUUGUUGGAUAGGCACGGAGCCGCGUCCCUGGCUGGGGCGGGGCGAGUUGAGAAGAGUAUUCGGACGCCCCGGAGGGUUGUCACUUGACUUCCGCGCCUCUUAUGCCAAACAUCUGAACGGCACCCUCCCAAAGGUGGUCUGCGUCAGCUUGCUCAUCAUACGCCGGCAAUUCUAUCGCCACUAUUCAGUUUCCAACGCUCUGAAGCCGAUCCUUCACAGCCUGCAGGGACUUCACGGCUUCAGAUAUGAGCCCUGGCGUGGAGUUGAUACUGAAGGACGUUCUGGACUUGCGAUACGAGAUGAAGAGCAUCGACUCCUACUGUCUGAACUCGGAAAUAUGCCCAAUCUGGGGGCAGUAUCCCUCUUUGAAAAUUCCGCCCACGACUACCACGGCCGAAUAAUCAAGGAGCACGAUCCCGCAUUAGCAGAGGCGCUUGCAAAGUCGAGCCAGAACCUUGCCAACCUCCAUAUCUCCCACAUGAUUGAUGGAAAGGAUUUCCUUAAUGCCGCCUACCGAGACGUUCGGUUAUCGAACGAACUGAUGUGGCAUAGACUGAAGUUCAUAUCUCUGACUUCUCCCGCCCUCAGUAUCAACGGCCAUGACACCCUCAUCCAGACAGCAGCAGUAGCAGCACGAUCAAUGCCCUUGCUUGACCUCAUGGAGAUCUGGCAUGCCGAGCAGCACCAAGCAUGCAUAUUUCGAUUCUCGCGAGUACAAGACCGGCCGUGCAUCCAGCUUUUCAGCACCUGGAGCGGACCAUUCAGCGCACGAGCGAUUUCACGCUGGAAAGCGGCGACGAGAGACUGCCAUUACGAGCUCGAACAAGAAAUAUACUCGCUCACUCCAGCCUCCGCAUCCUCCGGUAUCUCUAUACUUCCGCAUCUGAACCUGGUCGUGUGCGUGUUGCACUUGAGAUCUCUCUGUCAGCUCCUCUCACUGCUUGAGCCGAGCGAAAUUCUUGAGCAGUUUGUUGAGCAGCAGCGGGUCCAGUAG
Molecule: messenger RNA, 1581 nt
Organism: Thyridium curvatum
Lineage: Eukaryota; Fungi; Ascomycota; Sordariomycetes; Thyridiales; Thyridiaceae
Exons: 1
Coding region: 1-1581 (526 amino acids)
Source: RefSeq, a predicted model, not a curated record